Messenger RNA from Fulvia fulva, 921 nucleotides. RefSeq names its product Glucan 1,3-beta-glucosidase. The coding region runs from base 1 to 921 and encodes 306 amino acids. Gene Ontology annotation, biological process: carbohydrate metabolic process; cell wall organization. Lineage: Eukaryota; Fungi; Ascomycota; Dothideomycetes; Mycosphaerellales; Mycosphaerellaceae. The transcript has 2 exons. Gene Ontology annotation, molecular function: glucan endo-1,3-beta-D-glucosidase activity; 1,3-beta-glucanosyltransferase activity. The record is from RefSeq and is a predicted model, not a curated record. Gene Ontology annotation, cellular component: fungal-type cell wall; extracellular region; cell surface.
AUGCGCACGACAUACGCUCUCGCGGCUGCCCUGGUGGCAGUGCCGGCGGUUUUUGCUGCUGAGAAGGGCAUAAUGGGAUUCUCCCUUGGCACGAAGAAGACCGAUGGUACCUGCAAAUUCCAGCAGGACUACGAGGACGAUUUCAAGGCGAUGAAGAGCCACUCCGGCGCUACUGUUGUUCGAGGAUACGCUGCCUCCGACUGCAACUUCGCCCAACACAUUCUCCCAGCAGCCAAGGCCCAAGGCGUUAAGGUCAUUCUUGGUGUGUGGCCAGAUACCGAUGAGAGCUUCAAGGCGGACAAGGACGCGCUGGUCAAGUACGUGCCACAAUACAAGGACCAGGUCUAUGCUGUAACAGUUGGCUCGGAGGCUCUGUACCGUGGCAACUUCACUGGCGAGCAGCUGCUCGACAAGAUCAACGACGUCAAAGAGGCGCUUGGUGGAGAUGUGAAGUGCGGUACAGCAGACUCAUGGAACAGGUGGAAGGAUGGCACUGGUGACGCUAUCAUCAAGGGUGGUGUCGACAUCAUCCUGUCCAACGGCUUCUCCUACUGGCAAGGUGCUGCUGCGGGUCGCGAUGCCAUCGACGUGUACUUUGACGACAUGCAGCAAGCUCUUGGCCACAUCCAGGAAGUCUCCGGCAGCCUGGACAAGAUCGAGUUCUGGAACGGCGAGACUGGCUGGCCUUCAGAUGGUGGCUCUGACUACGAGGCCGCGCAGGCUGGUACUGAGAAUGCCAAGAAGUUCUACCAGGAGGCAUUCUGCGGUCUGCUUGACUGGGGUGUCAAUGCUUUCUACUUUGAGCUCCUUGAUGAGCCCUGGAAGCCAAAGUCCAUCGGUGACAACGGUGUCGCUCAGGUUGAGACUCACUGGGGUGCCAUGACUGCUGCACGCGAGCCCAAGUUCAACCUCAAGUGCUAG